Messenger RNA from Chironomus riparius, 3466 nucleotides. The record is from the annotation of a GenBank genome assembly. NCBI's taxonomy places the organism in Eukaryota, Metazoa, Arthropoda, Insecta, Diptera, Chironomidae.
UUUUCAUCGAUUCAGGUCGGAAAAAUAAAAGUGCAAGAAAAUUAAAGAAUUUUUCUUUUAUCGUAUGAAAGAAAAAAAAAUUAUUUUUUCAUUUCAAGUAGUAAAAAUAUUCAUUAAGCAACAAAAAAUAAGAAAAAAGAAAGUCAAGAAAAAAAUUUCCAUUUCACAUCAAUUUACGGAAAUCCAAUAAAAUAUUAAUUGAAAAAAAUUCAUACUGGACGAGACCAAAUGAAGCACAGUAAUUAGUGUAUUAAAAUCUUUUAAGAGUCUAUAGUGAUUUUUAUAUGAGCAUCCCUGUGUCUAGAUGUGCAAGUGAACAAUAAAGGGAAAAAGAAAAUUUAAUGCAGAAAUUAUAAAUUUUUUCUGUUCAUUUAGACGAGAAAGAAAAAUAAAAAUUUCAUCUAUAAAUUAAGAGAAGAGAAAAAGAAGAAAAAGACUCGUAGAAAAUAUUUUUAGAUUCAAAAUAGCACAGGAAAGAAAUUUAGUUGAAGCGCUUCAGUCUUCACCGCAAGACUUGCUUCUUGGUCGCCGUUUGGCGUUUCUUGAUAAAAAUAGACAGAGACAGAAGGAAAACAUACUACAAUUAUUACAGUAAUAAUAGAAUAGCAACAGCAGAGAUUGUUAACAUAUACAAUAUUAAAAAUGGCAUUAGUAAUGCUGCCUUGUGAAUUGCCAUGGUGGUCAGUCGUAGUGCGAAAAAUUUCAACCAUCGAAAACACAAACGAAAUAGACAAGAUUUUAGAAGUCAUGCAAAAAAUUCAUGAUUUAUGCAACAUAAGUUUGGAUCCAGAGGAAGAUUAUACAGACAGCACAGUAUUCGAUGGACUACGUAUAUUUAUAGAACAAGACAUGGACGAGACAGAACGUGAUAAAUUUCUCAGCAAAACACUUAAAUGCAUCUGUCGAUUUGCAAAAAAUUUGAAACUUUAUCGACCGCCACGUGGAAUGAAUUUUAGUCUUCAACAAAAUGCCGAUUCUGUUGAAUUUGAUGUUAAAUUUAUUGCAUGCCUUAUGGCCAAUUCAUUCUUUUCCACAUAUCCUAAGCGUACUAACAAGACACAUCCAACAUUGAAAGACUUUAAUUUUACGCAUUUCUUCAAAGAAUUAAAUACAAAUUCACAAAAGGCAAAGUUUAGAAGCUUUUUAUGGUAUUUUGAAUGGCUUGAACAGCAACCACCUGAGGAGCUUGAUAGAAAGGUCAAGUUGUCAAGAAAGGUGAUGUCAGGUAGACAUUGGCUUACAAUUGAAGACUGGUUAGAAUGUAAACUUCCAUUAUGUCCCGUGGACAUAAAACAUGAUUCACGAUUAGAAAAUUCACCCACAACUGUUGCACAAGUUAUAUUUUCACAACCAGCAAUUGCUUCGUCAGUUCUAAUUAAAGGAGCAAAUCAGGAAUCAACUCAAACAAUAACACAUCCAGAAUUGCUUAUAAUAUUGCUCUUUGUAGAAAAACUAGAAGAUAAUGAAAUAUUUCUAAUAGAGAGUGUGAUGCAAGUCUCUCGGAUAAUUGAUCCGAAAGGCAAGGCAAUGCUCGAAAAACUUCAACCAGCAAAGCUCAAAUCAUCAAUGAUAUGUAUGGAUGCUGAAUCAUAUAAAUCUUUUCCAAUUAGUCAAUUCGAAGAAGACAAUACUUUACGUGAGCUCAAUAAGUGUCUUUUAGCAUUUCGGCAAAACACAUGUGCACCAAUGUCAUCAAAAUUACUUAAAAUUUUAAGCAAUCACAGCCUCAGCAGUCGUGAUCAAAGAGGAAGAUUAUCACCGAUAGGUGAGAGUUUUAAUACGAGUGGUAGAAGUAGUCUUGAUUGUGCCACAAAAAUUUAUAUUGAACAAAAUUCACCAACGUCAUCUCCAGCAACAUUCAGCUCACGAACGGAAUCUAGAACAGAAGAUGAUGAUGAAAUUGACAAAAGAAGAAACUGGCUGAAUUUGCCCGAGAAUAAAGGUCGAAUUCAAAAUAGCACGGAACUUUCAAGUGAAGAAAAGCGUCGAGGUCGUUUUAUUGUCCUUGGAUCGUCUGGUGAGUGUCUUCCUGUUAAUCGACAAAUAUCAAAAGAUAAAGCUGCCAGUUUCUUUGCAAAUGGAAGUGAUGGGGAGGAUACUGAUGAAGAUGAAACAUUCUAUAGUGCUAGAAAUUCAUUAAAUGCUGAAGAUGAUGAGGAGGAUGAAUUUUUCGAUCAUCAACGUUAUUCGAUAGAACUUGAAACGCCUGAAAAUCGAUUUAGGUUUGCAAAACAAUUAAAGGAUGCUUUAAAACUGGAAAAUGGAUACACUGAAAGUACAGAAGAUUGUUCAAUUGAUGAAGAUGAAUUUGAUGACAGUUAUGCUGUUGAUAUUAAUAUUGAAGGUUCACGAAUGAACGACGAAAAAAUUAAAAUAAGACGUGGUACUAGUACAGGCUUUAUAUUAGAAGAAGAUUCGUCUCUUGACGAUUAUCAAAUGUUGGCUCGAAUGGACACAAGAAAAGGCAAAAUGAAAAGAAAUAAAACUGGCGACUCAUCAAAAUACAGCUUUGAUACUGAAGAGUCUGAAGUAGAAGAAAUUUACGAUCAGCUUUCCAAAUGGUUAAAUGAUCCGCUCGACAGUCGUGACAGAAAACUAGAUUCCCGUGAUAAGGCCGUUCUCAAAUUUGCUGACUCAUUACUGAAGCGAGCAUUAUCCGAGAGUUUUGUUGACGAUACAACUUUAGAUGAUUUGACGACAGAUUCUGAGGAAUUUGGCAAUCUAUCCGUUCAGCAGAAAAGAAAAAUGGUCAAAAACUUUCGCUCAUUAUCCUUGGAGGUUGCAAAAUAUAAGAAUCAAUUAUCUUCAUCGUUGAAACCAUUGCAUGAGCAUGAUGAUUCUCCAGAGGAUUUUAAAAAGUUUGUAAAGCAAAAGGUGACAGAACGAGACAUUUUAAAGAAACAGCAAAAGGAAAAGUCUAACAAAUGGUCCAUUACGACUACAACAAUGGAAGAAAGUAUCAAUUGUGAUGUAACAAUAAAGCUGAAUCAGAGAAAAUUUCACCAUAAUAGUAAUUUAAGAACAGUUGCGACUGGAUCAUGGGGAUGUGGUGAAAGUCACAUGGGUGAUGCACAAUAUAAAGCUAUUAUUCAAUGGUUGUCAGCAAGUGUCGCAAAUGUGCCAAUUCUGAUUUAUUAUACAUGCUCGAAUGAAAAUUUAAGUAAAUUGGAUACCGUAGUGAGAGUUUUGCAAGAUCGUAAAUGGACAGUAGGAGAGCUUCUUCGUCAUACACUUUUCUAUGCCCGGGAUAUUCUCAAUAAUCCCACCGCCAAUCAUAGCAAAAACUUUUGUUUGUUCGACAAGCUCAUUGGUUUAGAAAGAAGUAACUGAUGAGUAACAGACAUUAAUGUGAAUUGGACAACUUGCAAUAAAUGCUCGUGCUCAAAAUUUAUCAGAAGAAUUGAAAUCAUCUCAAAGGUUAAAAGUUCAUAAAUAAAAUCCUUUUGGAUGGAAAUCAGUCAACGUU